UAUAAUGACAAAAAAUAUAUUUACACAGAUGAAAAUUUUUACGGUAAAGUAAAAAAAUAAAAGGCAGAGGGGAUGGCUCAGCUGAUGUUUUUCGAAGUGGAUGCAUUGAACAGCGCUGAUAUUCAGUUCCUUCCUAUUUGGUGUGCGAUAUGCGAUUUAAAAAUGAAAUAGGCAAUCGAAAUUCUCAGUACGCUUGUAGUGGACGCACAAUCAAAUCACUAGGUACGCACCUAAAAACUCGUUAUAAACGAAGUUGAGUUCGUUAAUUGUUCUAAAUGUUUUGUAAUCGUUACAUACGUAAAUUCAUUGGCGCUAUCAAGAUCGCGAAGUUGUUACCGCUCGUACUUGUGCAACUGGUCCACUAACCGUUACACACGUCAACGUCUAUUAGUUUCCGUGAUAACGGUCAAUUAGCCGAAUAAAACCGUUGGGUCAAACGAAAGAACAUGAAGAGCAAAACAAAACGUGCGCGGGAAAAUCGUCAGACCGCCAAUAUGGCCGUGUCGGAAAUUUCUAGAAUUUUAACGUUUUUAACUAUCGUGUCAUUCAUAUACAUCGUUUACUCAUUUCAACCGCUCACUAAAGAUGAACAUAUCGAGAGAUAUAAUAAAAUGAACGAAGACAUUGAACCGUUUAGGAAAAAUUUGACAGAAUGCGCUCGUCAAGUCAAAGCUUCCAUGGCGGACGUCGAGAAAUUUCUUAAACGAGUACCACAGUCGAAUAUGGAGGGAAAAUGUUUCGUGGCUUGCAUUCUCAAACGGAAUUCGAUUAUAAAAAACAAUAAAUUGAGCCAGGAGAAUCUUCUUGAAGUAAACAGGGCUGUGUACGGUGACGACAGCGAAGUUAUGUCCCGCCUCAAGACAGCCAUUUUAGAAUGUUCAAAAAUCGUUGAAGAUAUAUUUGAAAUUUGCGAAUACGCUUCAGUUUUCAACGAUUGCAUGCAUAUGAAAAUGGAACAUAUACUCGAUAAAAUAACUAUGGAAAGAAGGAUGGAGGCUUUAGGGCAGAUGUCUUCAAAUCCCGAUGAAUGGAGCGAGGAAGAAGAUGAAAUGUUAAAACUUGUUAAAGAUGAACUAUAAUAUUAAAACUAGGACCAAUGAAUAACUAAUACUAUGCGAUUAAUAAGCGCUUAUUUUGAUUGUUGUAAGAUACUGUUUUAUUGUUUUUAAUAGAAAUUGUAUAGAAUUACGUGCAGUGCUUCAUCAUCACGUUCUGUUUGCAAACAAAAUAUUUAUGUUUAACCUGUUUCAACUGCCACUGGUCCUCUUCAAAUCGUUCGUAGUACAAGGAUUCUCCUGAACUUGGUCUACGAUUGUUCGCUUAUCAACUUUAUUCGCGUACAAAGAUUGUAAAGUCGAUUGUGGAAGUGACGGAAGCCAAUGAAGAUUGCGUAGGAAUAUUAU
Bombyx mandarina (wild silkworm) is the source of this 1403-nucleotide messenger RNA. It is a transcript of the gene Obp2, whose product is annotated as odorant-binding protein 2. The record is from RefSeq and is a predicted model, not a curated record. Gene Ontology annotation, molecular function: odorant binding. Lineage: Eukaryota; Metazoa; Arthropoda; Insecta; Lepidoptera; Bombycidae.